AUGACAAGGUCUGAAUACCCCUCAGACACCCAGCAGGAAGUAGAUCCGACACAUGCCUACUUCAUGAAGCAAGCUUUAUUAAUGGGCGAGAAAGCACUUGAAAUUGGUGAAACACCCGUGGGAUGUGUGCUGGUGCGUGAUGGUCAACUCAUAGGGUCUGGGAUGAAUGACACCAACAAGUCAAUGAAUGGAACAAGGCAUGCCGAAUUCAUUGCCAUUGAAGAAAUGCUCCGAAGCCACCCCAGGUCGCUGCUUCGCUCAACAGAUCUAUAUGUUACAGUUGAGCCGUGUGUCAUGUGCGCUUCUGCCUUGAGGCAGUAUCAGAUACGAUCGGUCUAUUUUGGCUGCGCAAAUGAGAGAUUCGGUGGCACGGGAAGCAUUCUUUCACUACACUCCGACCCCACAUUAGAUCCCCCGUAUCCUGUGCACGGGGGCCUGUUUCGGGAGGAAGCGAUUAUGCUACUGAGACGCUUCUAUAUACAGGAGAACGACAAAGCGCCUAAACCUCGACCAAAAAAGAACCGGGAGCUCAAGACGAUGCCUGAAAGUGAUGGAGAGUUGCGCGAUAUUACCUAG
This is a messenger RNA of Aspergillus clavatus NRRL 1, 576 nucleotides long. RefSeq names its product nucleoside deaminase. The record is from RefSeq and is a predicted model, not a curated record. Gene Ontology annotation, molecular function: zinc ion binding; tRNA-specific adenosine-34 deaminase activity. Bases 1 to 576 code for a protein of 191 amino acids. The transcript is spliced from 5 exons. NCBI's taxonomy places the organism in Eukaryota, Fungi, Ascomycota, Eurotiomycetes, Eurotiales, Aspergillaceae. Gene Ontology annotation, cellular component: cytoplasm; nucleus. Gene Ontology annotation, biological process: tRNA wobble adenosine to inosine editing.